AUGGUGCCCGCCGACAUUGUCUUGCAGCUCUUGCUGGUGUGGGCCCUGUUCUCGCUGUCAUUUCAGGCCCGUGCGUGCUCCGGCCCCGCUGACGCCCGUCCGCUCUACCGCAAGUACAAGGCGGCCGGGUACGACCACAUGUACACUACCGACCUGGGCGAGUACAAUGCGAACAACGGGUGGACGCAGGAGGGCGUCCGCGCGCUGGUGUUCACGACGCAGGUCCCGGGGAGCGUGAAGCUCUACCGUUUAUGGAGCGGGGUUGCAAUUGACCAUCUCUACACAACCGACAAGUCUGAGGGUGACAAGGCCACGCAGACCGGCGGCUACGUCUACGAGGACGCGGCGCUCUACGUGUACCCGUCCGCGCAGUGCGGCGCUGUCCCGCUGUACCGGCUUUACCUCGGCGGCGACGGCAAGGACCACUUCUACACCGCCGACCCCGCCGAGCGCGACCAGGCCGUGGGGCUCGGAUACAAAUACGAGUGGGUCGCGGGGUAUGUCUUUCCAAAGGAUGCCGCCCAGCAGCAGCAGCAACAACAGACAACAACCAAGGGCCAGCCUGAUCCCGGCGCGCCGCCGGCACAGCCUUCCCGCACCAACAACGGUACUCCCAACGCGGGCUCCAAUCCCCCAACGGCGGGCGGGUCCGGCGGGACAACCCUGGCAGCGAGCGGCGGCCCCGGGCUACUGACGUACACCGGUUCGGUGCUACCCGCAGCGACGUCGCUACUUCCCAGUGGGCAGAACACGAACGCCAAUGGAGACAACCAGAAAAAAAUUGGGAGUGGGGUGAGUGGGGGUGGGCUUAUAGCGCUGAGUUUGCUUGAGAUUGUAUACUUAAUUGCAUGA
Messenger RNA from Mycena indigotica, 852 nucleotides. RefSeq lists its product as uncharacterized. Lineage: Eukaryota; Fungi; Basidiomycota; Agaricomycetes; Agaricales; Mycenaceae. The coding region runs from base 1 to 852 and encodes 283 amino acids. The transcript is spliced from 5 exons. The record is from RefSeq and is a predicted model, not a curated record.